CAUAUACGAAGUACUAGACCUCAAAAGGCAAAAGCCUCGGUGUUUUUCCCCGCAACGCAGCCAUCUUUCUUCACCAAAGCCGUUUCGAACCGGGCAGCUUGCCGCCCUGAUGUUCUGGAGUACGCCUCUGACGAGGGGCCCUUGGGCGGACCUCCGUGAAAGAUGAAGGAUGCUGACUUUCCGCGCUUUCCGCCUUUUUCUCUCCAACAAAAUCUUCCAAGUUGUAAAGCGUCUAUUAGAGUGAAUACUUACAGUCACAAUGCCUACCGAAUCUUUAUAUCCGCCGAUCGAGAUUCCUGACGUCGACAUUUGGGCAUUCUUAUUCGAGCGCAACGACAAGCCGUAUCCGGACGACAAAGCCAUUUACAUCGACCCUUUCACCUCUCGCACCUACACUUUCGCUGAUGUCAAGAGCACUGCCAUCGAUUUUGGCAAGGGCCUCAAAGCGUUGUGGGACUGGCAGAAAGGCGACGUGCUAGCACUCUUCACUCCGAAUUGUAUCGACACUCCCGCUAUAACAUGGGGGUGCCACUGGGCUGGUGGGAUCCUAUCCCCGGCGAAUCCGGGAUACACCGCAGAAGAGCUGGCAUUCCAACUCAAGGACUCAGGCGCGAAGGCGCUGGUAACUCAGCUUGCCCUGAUAGCUACGGCGAAGAAGGCCGCGUCAAUUGCUGGGAUUCCUCAUGACCGCAUCAUAGUCAUGGGCGACGAGAGAGACAAAGAGGCGCGCGUGAAGCAUUUCUCAAGCAUCAGGAACACGUCCGGCACCUCGCGAUAUCGACGCACGAAACUAGACCCAGCCGAGGACCUGGCCUUUUUGGUAUACAGCUCUGGCACGACGGGACAUCCAAAGGGCGUGAUGCUGACCCAUCGGAAUAUCGUUGCGAACGUGUUGCAAGGCAUGAGCGGGGAGGCGAAUCUGUUGAAGUGGGACAACGGACCAGAUAAGAGCGGGGAUCGAAUCAUAGCCUUUCUGCCCUUCUUCCACAUAUAUGGCCUCACGUGUCUAAUACACCACUCUCUUCGCGCUGGCCUGGCCCUCUAUGUUCUCCCCAAGUUCUCCCUGGAUGCCUUCUGCGACAUCAUACAAACCUACCGCGUCACGUUCGCCUACGUAGUGCCCCCGGUCGUCCUCCUUCUCGCCAAGCACCCCGACGUCUCCAAGUACGACCUCAGCAGCAUACGCAUGCUCAACUCGGGCGCCGCACCCUUGACCAAAGACCUCGUAGAGACGCUGCACUCCCGCCUUAACCUCAAGGUCAAGCAAGGUUACGGGCUCAGCGAGACAAGCCCAACCACUCACAUGCAGCCCUGGAGUGAUUGGGACAAGACCAUUGGUAGUGUUGGUCGUCUUCUGCCGAACUUGACCGCUAAGUAUGUCUCUGAAGCGGGCGAAGAGCUUCCAGCGGGCCAGACAGGCGAGCUCUGGGUGAAGGGGCCGAACAUCUUCAAGGGCUACCUCAACAAUCCCGAGCGGACGGCAGACUCGUUAACUCCGGAUGGCUACUUCAAGACUGGCGACGUCGGAUACCAGGACGAGAAUGGCAAUUUCUACAUCACGGACCGCGUGAAAGAGCUUAUCAAGUACAAAGGGUUCCAAGUGCCGCCUGCAGAGCUUGAGGGCUUACUUGUGGGGCACCCCUUGGUCGACGACGUAGCGGUGAUUGGAAUAUAUGACGAGGGGCGGGCGACGGAGGUGCCGAGAGCGUAUGUUGUCGCCUCAAAGGCGACAGAGCCAGUUGGUGAAAAGCAUUCUAAUGAGAUUGCUGAGUGGCUGGCUACAAAGGUGGCGGGCCAUAAGCGGCUGAGGGGUGGUGUGCGGUUUGUGGAGGAAAUUCCAAAAAGUGUCAGUGGCAAGAUCUUAAGAAGGGUAUUGAAGGCGAGGGCAGAAGAGGAGACAAGCGGUAAGACGGUCAAGGCGAAAUUAUAGGCAGUGAAUGUAGACUUCCGAGCUAGAUAAGAAAUCUUGAGUAUGGUGUAU
Mytilinidion resinicola is the source of this 1981-nucleotide messenger RNA. Its product is annotated as 4-coumarate-CoA ligase-like protein. Bases 260 to 1930 code for a protein of 556 amino acids. Gene Ontology annotation, biological process: secondary metabolic process. NCBI's taxonomy places the organism in Eukaryota, Fungi, Ascomycota, Dothideomycetes, Mytilinidiales, Mytilinidiaceae. The record is from RefSeq and is a predicted model, not a curated record. The transcript is spliced from 4 exons. Gene Ontology annotation, molecular function: CoA-ligase activity.